AUGACGAAUAAUGAAAUCCCGAAGCCUUCGGGGGAAGGUAUGUGGGUUAUAGGAUACGGAUCGCUAAUUUUCAAACCACUUCCCUACUACCAAUUUAAGGUGAGUGGGUAUUUGAAAGGGUUUAUCCGGAGAUUCUGGCAAAGCUCAUCGGAUCACCGGGGUACACCAGAAGCACCAGGAAGGGUUGUUACACUAGUAUCGUUGGAUGACUUGAAGAAGAAUCGUAAAUUUCAUAAUGAUAUACACAUGUACGAGGCUGGUGACAAGUACCAAGAAACAGAUUUGUUGUCCAGGACCAAUUCUAGCGCAGAUUUAGGUAAGGAAGACAUCCAUGAUAUCACACACAAUAUAAGUAAACUUGAGGAGGACGACUUGAAGGUAUGGGGAUGUGCCUAUUACGUGGGCCCGGAUGAUGUAGCGAAAGUGAAGGACUAUUUGGACAUUAGAGAGAAGAACGGAUACACUACGCAUAAGGUGCCAUUUCACGUAUUGAACGUAUGUGACGACUCUGAGAACGCAAAAGAAGUAAUGCAGAAUAUACCUAAAAACAAGAACGGUGACUAUAUCAUUGAAUCCUUGAUUUACAUUGGCACAACAGACAAUGUGUCAUUUGUUGGACCAGAAGAUAUAGAGAAAACCGGAGAAAAGAUCAGGACUAGCCGGGGUCCAAGUGGUGAAAACUCGGAAUAUUUGAUUGAAUUAUGUAAAGCAGUAAGACAUUUGGAUGAUGAAGGUAGAUCUCGCGACUAUUAUUUAGAGGAUUUAGUAAAGUUUGUAGAAUUAUAG
Messenger RNA from Debaryomyces hansenii CBS767, 786 nucleotides. Its product is annotated as gamma-glutamylcyclotransferase. Gene Ontology annotation, cellular component: cytoplasm. The record is from RefSeq and is a predicted model, not a curated record. The transcript has a single exon. Gene Ontology annotation, biological process: glutathione catabolic process. Bases 1 to 786 code for a protein of 261 amino acids. NCBI's taxonomy places the organism in Eukaryota, Fungi, Ascomycota, Pichiomycetes, Serinales, Debaryomycetaceae. Gene Ontology annotation, molecular function: gamma-glutamylcyclotransferase activity; glutathione specific gamma-glutamylcyclotransferase activity.